AGCCGCCGUCCAAGGUGGGACUUCGGGACGCAGGAGGGGGGAAUCGAGGAUAACAUUUCCAUGGGGCAUAUUGCUUGAGUGGAGCACCCUCCUGGAAAACUGAACAUCAUCAGCUGGAAGAGGUCCCAUUAUCUGAGGUGGAUUCGUUUGUGUGACUGGCUUUUGGCUUGUGAGUGCCAGGUGAAGGGAACUGUAUAAACAGUCUAAUAACAUUCUGGUUUGACCCGAGAAAAGUAGUAUACUGGUAAGGAGAAUGGAAUCUAAAGGAAGCACCCGAAGUGGAAACAAGCCUGAUACCAAGAUUGCCAGCUCGGGAAAACCUGAGAAGCCUAACCCUGGCCCCACCACAACUACAGAUAAGAAAGAAACUCCACCUAAGGAGCAGCCAGCCCCUGCCGCCACAACUCCAGCCAAAAAAGUGGCGGUGGCGGCGGCGGCGGCAGCCAAUGAGGCCACAGGGGUGAACAACCACAGCAAUGUGAAACCUGGCUCUGCUGCGGCAGCAGUGGAGGGUCCUGAAAGUGUGAGUCACACUGCUGAUUCUGAGCACAAAGGGAACAAUGCAGAGGAAUCUCCAGGCAACAGCAUCUUUGAGAACAUGAAGCCUCUGAUCAUUGUUGGAGGAGCAGCAGUGGCUGUCAUAGCUGUGAUUGUGGGAGUGGCCGUCUUAGCCCGAAAAAAAUAAGUCCCAAGAAGCACAGGGCAGACACCCUGGGCCAUGUACAGUUCCUUUUGAAAUAAAUGCAUGCAGUAAACUCUAUACAUAUCUAUAAAUAUACAGUAUAUAGAGCAAGAGCUAGCUAGGUGAAAAGUGCAACACUGGCAAUUGUCUGGUUCAAGACCAAUGUGCUAUUGUUGACACAGUGUGAGCACUCAGUGUACUUGUGCUCUUGUGUAAUAUAAUUCAGCUUGCACUAGUGUGUAUAGAAGGCUUCUUUCAAUCAGUACAAACAACUGUGUUUCCUUCCCACCUUUCCUCCAAAUGUUUAAAUUUAGCUCCUGUGAGACAUUCAGAGUCUUUUGCUUUGUUAUGUUGGGUUGUGGUAGAGCGGAUGAAAGGGCGUCUCCCGCCAACAGGGUCACCUGUUACCAUAAAAGUACAGCAUCCUGCAACUGUGCAAGAACAUUACAAGAUACAUAAGAAGGAAGUAUUUUACUUAAUCUAAGGAGUCCCCAUCACUCGUGCCCUCCACCUUCCAAAGAGCAUCAAAGUGCACUCCCUUACCUGUCAUCCCGAUUUUGAAAGUAGAUAGCCUCAGGAGGCCAUGAAAGUUCAUGAAGAAAGCAUGGCCUACUGAGAUCUACAGUGUAACCUGCAGCCCACCAGACAUCAUAUAAACCUUGUUUUCGGACCAUAAUGUAGUACUGCUGACGGUAGCAUGGCCGCUGAUCUCAUUGAGGUUUGGAACUUAAAACAUUCCUUCUGGACAGACAUGACAAGUAUUACUCUAAAGCAGCUGUUUAUGCUCUGGAAAGCUACCAUUGUAGAGUGUAGAUGCCUUUGACAGAGAGUGCUUCUCCCUCCAUAUAUUAAUUUCAAAGCAUAUGAAAGAGAACUUCUGUGGACAUGGAUGUUGGAUUAUUGCUAGCACUGUUUCAUAGAAGGCUGAGCUGUCAUUGUGUGUUGUGCAAAGGGAAGAAGAGGAAAAAAGAAGCAGUUCUAACAGUAUGUAACAUAAGGGUUUGUUAUAUUUUCUCUUUUGGGAUGACAAUGCUCCUUCUUUCCUCCCCCUUUCAGCUUGUGGCCUACCAGCAUCUGGAUGAUGGGUUUGGAAAUAUUUGUGUAUUAGAGUGUCCUGUCCCUGUGCAAAGAUUAGACUGGAUGGAUGAACUUCAAUUGACACUUGUAACUCCCAUACAGGAGGGACAAGAGGAAUGUAUCAUCCCUUUUGUUUUACUGGAAAUCACACAAAUUCAUUAGUACUAAUAUUUUUCUUCUUAUUUGAACUGACCAGUGUGUAAGAUGAGAGGAAUUUCCUGUAUUCACUAUUGGCUUCCUGAAAUGCUGAAAGCAGACCUUGAGAUGGAAAAGAAGCAGAGGGAGGUGAAGUAAAGUAGCUUUGCCUACCAAAGAUUUACCCAUGACCAUAGGGACACUGGAAUGUAGAAUGGAUUAUAACCAUUCCAAACAAGAAGCUUCCAACAUUUUUGCUUCAACUACAUCAGUGGAAAAAGUGGUUAUGAAAAUCUGACAAGCUUUUUCGAAGUACUUAAAUAGAUUGAACUUGUCUUUUGCAACACUAUUGUUGCUACUGUUAGGUCAGGAGAUACAUGAACAAACAAGUUUCCAUCCCAGUGUGCAGUUGUUCAGAAAUCAAUGUGGGAACUAGAUUUUUGCAUUUUUAGCCAAACUCUAAUUCUAAACCCAGAAUGAUUCUGAACUAUGUUGUGAAGGUGAUGGUGGCAGGACUACAUCAUCUUGAAGAACAACUUUUUCUCUCUCUUUCUCUUGUAGUGAUGGCUGUGAUGUGAUAGGUUAGGUCUAUAAGGGAAUCAUUCACGAACAGCUGUUGCUCAGUACUGUGGUGUUCCACUGUCUUGAAUCAUUGUCCAGAUCCCUCUCCCCUUGCCAGUCUGAAAACACCUGUAUUUUUGUGUGUAUAUAUAUAAUCUUUCCUACCCCUGCCUUAUUUGGGAAUAUCUCUGUGUAUAUAUAUAUUACAGUUUACUAGAGUCUUUGUAAAGCUACAAACCCUGUAUUCUUUGUACAAAAAAGCAAAAGACAACCAUUAUUUGCACACCUGCAUUCACACAAAGUGUCCAUCUUUUGUGCCACUUGCAUUCCAUCACGCAGCAUCUGGACCCAUGGUUUCUUUCCAAUAAAAGAAUGUAUGGUUGGGCAACUUAUGAAUGUAUGAUCCCUCUUGUGUUAGGAGCUGAAAACUACUGCUUCUAAAUAGUCCUUUCAAAAUAAUAAAUCUCAGCCAGUGCAAAGCAUCCGUUGCAGCUGGCAAAAGUUGCUCUGCCCCAGCAUUGCAUCUGGGGUGUGUGGCAAUGUGUGCAACAAAAUUCCUCACUAAAGAUGUGUAGGCUGUUGUGUCAUUCUAGCCAUUGCCCAUCUUUGGGUCCUCCACCUCAACUGUUUCUGCGUUGAUGGUUCUGGGUACACAGAUGCAGGAAAUGGGAUGUUGUGAUGCCAGCUGAGUUUUGUGCAUAACACGUAUAUAAAUCUUCAACUUAUUUCAUUGCAGUAACAAAGGCAUCCUUCCCUCAUAAUGCCAAUGCAAUUCUGAUGGGGAAAGCAUGCAUUUAAACCCUCCCCCCACUCACUAAAGCUUUGCUUGUAAGUAUGGAUCUUCUUGCUGUGGAUAACGCUGGUCAUGUGUCUAGUGGCAAGUGAUACCAUUGCCAGCACUGACAGUGUGCAGACUUCUUGCAUACAUAAAAGAGGCUGUGCAGUAUGGAACAUUUUGAUUCAGAUUUGCAUCACCCAUUAAUUAUGCAAAACCUGUCAUUAGU
Messenger RNA from Eublepharis macularius, 3459 nucleotides. RefSeq names its product cell cycle exit and neuronal differentiation 1 (gene CEND1). The coding region runs from base 254 to 685 and encodes 143 amino acids. The record is from RefSeq and is a predicted model, not a curated record. The transcript has 2 exons. NCBI's taxonomy places the organism in Eukaryota, Metazoa, Chordata, Lepidosauria, Squamata, Eublepharidae. Gene Ontology annotation, biological process: radial glia guided migration of cerebellar granule cell; cerebellar Purkinje cell differentiation; cerebellar granular layer maturation.